Messenger RNA from Lates calcarifer (barramundi perch), 1874 nucleotides. It is a transcript of the gene opn8c, whose product is annotated as opsin 8, group member c. Gene Ontology annotation, molecular function: G protein-coupled receptor activity. The transcript is spliced from 4 exons. Bases 251 to 1513 code for a protein of 420 amino acids. Gene Ontology annotation, cellular component: membrane. Lineage: Eukaryota; Metazoa; Chordata; Actinopteri; Centropomidae. Gene Ontology annotation, biological process: G protein-coupled receptor signaling pathway. The record is from RefSeq and is a predicted model, not a curated record.
GAUAAUUAGUUUUAUCUAUACAUCUGCUUUUUUUGAAACUAUUGUUUCCAGGUCAUCAGAUCAGCUGCAGUGACAUUUUUCACUCUGGUACUCCACACUCUUCUCUCAAGAGUUGAUCUGGACACAAUCACAUGUUCCUUCAUGUGUGUGUGAGGGUGUGUGUGUUUUUAAUGGGGCAUCUCAGCUGAUGCCAGAGGUUACCGUGGCAACACACCCGCCUGCAUAAAAGAAAGUCAACCUCCAUGCACACAUGCACAUCUCGCCUUGUGAGGCAAGUCUGGAUUUUACUCACAAACGCUCAGAAAACAUCAACAAGCCAAUGCCUCAGAACGCCUCUGCUGACAACCGGACCGUCUCUGUGUUCACCUCCAAACUGAGCCCUACUGCUGACAUAUGUGUGGGACUGGCCAUCCUCUCCGUUGUCCUGCUCUCCGUUCUGGGCAAUGGGCUGGUUCUGGUGAUCUGUUACCGCAGGAGGAAGAAGAUGGUUGGCUCUGAGCUGCUGUGCGUCAACCUGGCCGUGGUCGACUUCCUCUGCUGCAUCUGUUUCUACCCACUCUCCAUCAUGUCCUCCUUCCACCACGCGUGGCUGGGAGAAAACGUCACAUGCGUUUACUACGGCCUUGGCUGCUUCAUCUUCGGACUGUGCGGCAUGUUUACCAUCACCGCCAUCAGCGUCAUCCGCUACCUGAAGACCUGCUACAGCCUGGUUUACGCUGUGUGGCUGGAGGGAGCCAACAUCCGGAUAAUGUGCUGUGGCAUCUGGUUGGUCGCCACCUUGUGGUCCAGCUUCCCCCUGUUCGGCUGGGGUAAGUACGUCCCUGAGCCUUACGGGCUGUCCUGCACCAUCGCCUGGAGGGGUUACCACACCUCAGCCAAGGACGCCUUUUACGUCAUCUGCUCCUUCGCCUGCUUCACGCUGGUCCCCGUCCUCUUCAUCGUGGUGUCCCAGUGUCGGAUCCUCUACAAGGUGUCCCGCUUCUCCUACUCGCUGUCCACCAGAGGCAUCCGCAACAACCUGCGGCACGCUGAGAAACGGCUCUCCGUGAUGUUUUUCUGCAUCAGCUUCGGUUUUGUGAUUGCCUGGGCCCCGUACGCCAUCGUGUCCUUCCUCUUCAUUUUCCACAAGGAGCACCAGUACAUGGCUCCCGAGGGCUUCAUUUUCCCCGCCCUCUUCGCCAAAAGCUCCCACAUCUACAACCCGCUCAUCUACUUCUACUUCAACAAGACUUUCCAGCGGGAGCUGCGCUGCAUGCUCGUCUCGCUCUGGCCCAAGCUGGAGGGAAACCGAGUCGGGGUCCACAUCAGCGCAGGCCAUCAAAUCCCGUACCCCAUCCACAUUCAGCUCCAAGAGAGGGACCGCAUCCGCAAGAGUAGAGACAAAGUGACGCACACCAGUGGCAAAAGUGUACACGGCAGGCAGGUGUACACCUGCUGGGGGUCCACAUCAAAGAACACCCCCACUGUCUUGGAUAAUAAACCUGCCAAAAACUCCCUACCUGUCUCUAUAUGAACUCUGUCUGUUACACUGUUUAUACUGAGACAAACAUCUGAAAUUUAAAGGUUAAACUGUGGACAGCCAUUAACCACAGUCACUGAGGACUAAAAUUAGGGGUCCAUGUUUCUGACUUAAUGAGCUUGUAAAUAAGAGUUUCACCAUAAUAAAUGUGGACUUCUCACAUCAGCCAAAGACCUAUAUGGUGUUAUAUUGUCAAUGCACAGUAUCGACAUGAGUGUUUGCAAGUCAUAAAUAUUCACCAUCCACCCUACACACCGUGAACAUGGCCAGAAAAAGGUCUAUUCUAAAAUAGAUUUUUUUCAAGUUUUAGUAAAUUAUUGUGAGUUACUGUGCAAUUUUCUGUCCUGAUUUUAUC